AUGAGUAAACAUGUCUCCGAAUACGAAUAAGACUUGAAAAUAAAACAUAAGGUAUAUAAAGACAAACUUAAUUUAAUUCUUGCAGAUAUAGAUUAAUAUUAUCGAAUAUAAUUAUCAAGUAAAUAAUUUUUAAUAAGAUACUUUCAAUACUUGAGAGAAUUUAAUGAGAGAGAGAUUAAAGGUGAUACUAGUAAAUUUUUUUAUGAAAUGGUUGAUUAUUUUAAAGAAUUCAACAUAAAACAUUUUUUUCCUAAUAAAAUUUGGUAAUUUAAUGUAGCAAGUAUAAAUUUAUUGAAAAUAUAGAAAGUUUUAUUAAUAGUCUUUAAAAUAUUUCUGAUCAAGAUGUCAUUCAUAUAUUUAUUUUGUUAAAUUAAAUUUUGGAAGGAAAAUUCCACUAAUCUUCAAAAUCAAUAAUAAAGGUUCUUCCUUAUGAAGGAGGGAAUGUUAAAUUUCCUUUUGAAUAUGAUUAUAUAAUUGGAUUUAAUUUCUAAAGUUUCCUUAAAUUAGUAAUAUAAGUAAUUCCUAUUUUAUAUCCAAUUUUAAAUGAUUAAGGUAAGCCAACACAUUUUGAAUUUCGUCAUGAAAUAAUUUUAGUGGGAUUAGGACCUGAAAAUUAAUCAAAUUCUAUGGGAUAUUAUGAAAUUGAGAAUUAUUUCAGAAAUUAAUCAACCUCUCCUAAUUUUUUUGCAAAUAUGAAAUUAAUAAAAGAACUAAAAAAAGACACAAAAAAUUUAAAUGGAACACUUAUAGGAGAAAACCCAUAGCCUUGGAAGGAAAUAUUGAUUCCAAGAGAAUUUGAACCUGUUUUAUUGAAUGAUUAGGAUUAUGUUUAUAAUUAAACUUUUCAGAAAUGGAUACCUGCUUCAACUUAAAUUAUGUUGAAUAAAAAAUUAGAAAGAAUAAAUACAUUUUCUGAAAAUCAUUAUUUGAUUUAGAAAUAUAGUCAAUAACCAUCUCCAUAUUAAUUACUUAAAAUAAUCUAAAAUAUUCCUAAUUUUAAAUUUAAUCUAACAAAUGAAUAAUAAGAUAUAAUUUCAUUUAAUGGAGAUGGAUUAGUAAUUGGAAGAAGUGGUACAGGAAAAACAACAUGCGCUUUAUUAAGACUCUUUACAACAGAUAUUCUAUUUAAAAUUAGAAGUAAAUUAGAUUAAAUUAUUUCUUUAACUCCAGAUAUUUAAUUGAAUUAAUAAUAAAAGGGUUGUUAAUUAAAGACUGUUUUUAUUACAGCAAGUCCUCUAUUAGCUUGUUAAGUUAAAAGAUUAUAUGAUAAAUUAGUAUAAAAUAUAUAAGAUGUAAUAAAUAAUAAGAAGAAGAAUCAAAAGAACAAAGAAGAAGAAACAUAAGUUUUUUAAGAUGAGAUGGAUUAGAGUACUUUUUAAAUUAUAAAUGCAAUCAAAAUCGAUUAAGAAUAGUAAGAUCAAUAAUAACAAGUAAAUCAAGAAGAUGAAUUAGAUGAUGAAGAAAUUGAUGCAUAUGAAAAAGAAAUGGGAAAAUUUUCAAGAUUUUCUGAUAUAAACCAAUUUCCAAUAUUUUUAACAUUAAGGAAAUUUCUAUUUUUAGUUGAUGCUUCACUUAUUAAUUCUUUUUUUUCAAUUUUUGAAAAUUAACAUGAUCGAUCUUCUUAAUGGCAUAAUGAAUAAUUUGGAUAAAUGAGUUUAUCUUAAAAUAAUGAAAUUAUAGAAAAGAAAUUGGAAUAGUUUAAUUAGAGAUUAAUGGAUGAAAUUGAUAAUAAAGACUAUAUUGAAACAAAAAUGCAUGAGGUAACCUAAGAUGUAUUUGUAAGAAUUUUUUGGCCAAAAAUAUUAUAAACCUUAAAAAAAAAAUUGGAUAAAACAAAAAGUUUUGAUCCAAUAUAUAUUUGGUCAGAGAUUUGUACAAAAAUUAAGGGUCAUGAAACAUCACAUGAAUAUCCAGAUAGAUAUAUGAAUUAUGACAAUUACUAUUAUUUAUAAUAGUUACCUGAAGAAUAAUGUAGUUUUGUAUAUGAAGUUUUUCAAAUUUAUGAAUAGUUGAAAUUUUCAUUAGGAUAUUAUGAUUUAUUAGAUUUGGUAAAUCACAUUAAUUAAGAAUUAGUUUUUGGAAAGGAUAUUAUUGAGAAGGUUCAUUAUCUAUUACUUGAUGAAUUAUAAGAUGUUCCAAGAGCUGUAUUAAUAUUAUUAGAUCAAUUAACUGAACUUGGUUUAUUUUGUUGUGGAGAUAAUGCUUAAAAUAUAGCUAAAGGAAUAGGAUUUAAAUUUUUUGAAGUUUAAAACUGUUUAUAAUCCCAUAGAAAUAGCAAACAAAAAAUAAAAAGAAAUCUUAAAAUAUUUGAUUUAAAUGUAAAUUUUCGUUCUCAUAAUAAAAUCUUAUAAUUAGCUAAUUCUGUUAUAAGAAUGAUAGAAAUACUAUUUCCUUACAAAAUUGAUAAAUUAAAAAAGGAAACAUCAAAUUUGAGAGGUCCUAAACCUCUUUUAAUAAAAAGUAAUAAUGUAAAAUAUUUAUUGAAUAAUCUUUAUGGAUUCUUUUCAAAUGAUUAAAAUAUAUUAGAAUUUGGUUGUAAUUAAGUCAUUAUUGUUAAAGAUUAAGAAUCUAAAAUAAAAUUACCUAUUGAAUUAUAAAAUAUCUUAUGUUUAACCAUUUAUGAAGCCAAAGGUUUAGAAUUUGAUGAUGUUAUUUUGUUCAACUUUUUUCAUGACUCAACUGCAUCUAUUAAGGAUUGGGAAUCGAUAAAUGAUUUAGAACCGUACGCAGAGUAUUUAAAGAAAUCUGAUUAUUAAAAGUAUAUUACAAGUACAUAUUGUAUUAACAUUAUAUAGAUCACGAAACAGAUGUAAUUUCAUCCAUAUCAAAGAAAGAUAAUGAAUUGGUUGAAGUUUGGUAAUUGAAAAUUAAAAAUUACAAAUAGAAUCAAGAAAUUUCUAUUGAUUUAUGCCAGGAAUUAAAAUAACUUUAUGUAGCUAUCACAAGACCUAAAAAAAGAUUAAUCAUAUUUGAUUAAUCAUUAGAAAAAAGAAGAAUAAUACAAAAUAUUUGGAUUAAAUUAAAUGCUGUUAAAAUUAUUGAUUAAAUAAAUCAAAUUAACAAUGUUACAAUUUCAUUGUAGUUAAGAAAUACUCAUAAAGAAAAUUGGAAACGAUAAGGUUUUAAGAUGUUUAGAAUGAAUAAUUUUGAUUAAGCAGCGAAAUGCUUUAAUUUUGCAGAUGAAAAGGUAUUAGAAAAAAAAUCUAUUGCAUAUAGUAUUGUUGUCAAUAAUGCUCAUAUAAUUAAUAAUUAUUAAAAAUUCUUAGAAGCAGCUAUUAUAUUUGAAAAAAUAGGUUUAUUAUAAAGAGCAGCUUAAUGUUAUUUCACUGGAAAAUAAUUUUAAAAAGCAUCAAAUUUAUAUGAAAAAUUAGGAUUAAUGAAUGAAAUGGCUGAAUCGGAAUUUUUUGCACAUAAUUACUCAAAAGCAGCUUAGACUUUUGAGAUUUUAGGUGAUAUUAGAAGAGCUAUUAAUUGUUAUUGUUUAGAUUAGGAUUGGGAUAAUGUCAUUAUUAUUUUAAAUAAAUACAAAUAAGAAUUCAGUCAAUAAGAAAGAUUAGCAUUUUUAAAUUAAUUUUUUCCUAAUUAUUUAUAAAAUUUGACUUUGUAAAUUUAAGAAGAAGCAGCUUAAUAAAAUAAAUGCACUUAAGAAUAAGAAGAAUUUAAUAAAUAAGAAAAAUCAUUUUAAUCUGAAAGCUUUGUAAUUUAAAAUUCAAUACUUAAUGAAUCUUAAAACUAAGAGGAUUCUUAAUUGAUAACUACUAGCUAAAUAAUUAAUUAAUAAAUUAAUGAAUCUAGUUUGGAAAUAUUAAAUAGUGCAGAAAAAGAAUAAUCAGAAUCAUUUUAAAUUGAGAAUGUGAGUGAAUAAAAUUUGGAUCAUUUAUCUAUUUUUGAUCCUGAAGAUGAAUGGUUAAAAUAAGAUUAAAAAUCAUUGAUUAAAUAAAUGUCAUCUAGAAUCAGUCAUUAAUCAUAAUUUUCUAAUAUUGUACUUCUUAAUUAGCCUCCAUAAAUAUCGCUUUUAAAAUCUAAAAGCAAUCUCUUAAUUUCAAAUAAUAUCUUAUAAUAAUUAAUUAAGAAAUUAUAGUUAUUCUCAAAUGAAUUCUAAAAACAUUUAGAUUAAUAAAAAUAUAAGGCAGUUUAAUUAUCAAAUAGAAGGGAUGAUGAGAAAGAGUUUGAUCACAUUAUAAAUUUUAUUUAUGAUUUAGAAAACAUAGACAUAGAUUCAAUUUAUAUGAUUUUAGAUAUUUUGGAAUAAUUUAAGAGCUAUAAAUUAUGCAUUUACAUUUGUAAUUAUUAUAAAUUAGCUUUAUAUUUGGGUAGGUAUUUAGUUUCUCUUGUAUCCAUUUAUUCACCAUUUACAAAAAUUAAAAAUUAGGUUAAUGUCUAAAUGAUAACUUUAGGAUCUUUAAGAAAGAAUCUUCUUGAAUAAUCUGCUAUUUCUUAAAUAGCAAUUAAUAAUAUACUUGAAACAAUUAAUCCUACUUUUUUAAUUUUUAAAAAUGAAGAAGAAUUAACUCUAACAAAUAGUUUAGGUUUGAAAUGUUAUUAAGAAUUAAUUGGAUUAGGUUUUUGGAAAACAUUAAUAUAUUAAUUAAACUUUAAGCAUACAAUAGAUUUGUGUAUGUCUUUUAACGAUUUUGAAGAUUGCAUUUAAAUAUUUGAUAAAAUUAAAUCUAAAAGAAAAUUUGAAUUAUCCAAUGAAGAAGAAUUUAAAUAUAUGAAAAUUUAAUAUUAUUAAUAAAUUAAAUUAAUUAAAGGCUAACAGGAGAAGACAUUAGAUAUCGUAAAAGAAAUUAAUAGUGUAUUUAAGAUUACAAAGAAUUAUUAUAUGAAAAAAAAUUAAGAGAUUGAAGAGGCUGAUAUUAGCUAAUUAAUUAUAAAUGCUAAUAUUCAUAAUAAAAAAAUGACUUUUAAUGAACAACUUAAAUAAAUUGAAGCUGUGGUUAUAGGUUUUGAUUUGCUUAAAUCGUAAAUGGAUUUUAGUUAUGAAAAUGUUAUAGGAUUAAUUUAGAUUUUAGAAUAUUUUCAUAAUCAAUUAACUUCAUGUUAGAACUAAGAAAAUAUUAUUGAAGCUUUAUUAUUUUGUUAUGAUUUAUCAAUUCCUCAAGGAGAGAUUAUGAGUCAUUACUCACAUUCUUUACUUAUACAUAUAAGAUCUACAUUAAUAAGACAAGUAAUAAAAGAUGAAAAUAGAAAGGAAAAUAAUUAGAAAUAAAAUGGUCCGUUAUUAUUUGUAGAUAUUGGAUAUGAAUAUAUUUCAAUAUCUUUUGAGUAAGCUAUUCAUUUAAUAAUGAAUUCUUUUGCUUAUAAAGUUUAAUUAAUACUAAAUAAUAAAACUGCAAAAUUAAUGGAUUAUUAUCAAGUAGAUGAUGAUUCAUUUUCUGUAAAUUCUUAAGAAGAUUGGGAAAAUACAUUAGCAGAAUUAUUAGUAUUAUUAAUGCUUGAGUAAUUUAAUAAUAAGUUUUAAGGUAAGAUUCAGUUUAAAAAAGAAGAAUCUUAAUCUAAAAAAUUGCAUCCUCUUACAAUUUAUUAUGAAAAAAGAUCUGAAUCUUAAGAGUAUUCAAUUUUAGAUUCUGAACCAUCAUAAAAUUUAAAAAUGAUACAACGUAUAAUUUUGAAAAACAAUUAAAGAAUAGUCAAUACUCCUAAUUAUAUAAAAAAAUUGAUUCGUGAUAUUUCUUUAAAUUUGAUAUUAUAGAUACCAUAAAAGUAAGAGAAUUUUCAUUCAAAUAUGAUAAUGGCAAUUAAUUUAUUGAAUUUAACUGAUUAAUUAUCUUUUGGGGUGUCAGUUCUUUAAAAUUAGAAAAAAGGAUAGGAUAAAAAUAUUCCAUAUUUGAAAUAUAUAGAAUUUUUGGAAUGUUAGUAUUUUGGAAUAACAGAGGAUGCUCUAGGAUGUUUUUUAGAUUAUAGUUAAUAUGUAAUGGAGAGAUUUUAUUUAGAUGAAUAAUUAUAUCACGUGAUUAGAAUAGGUUUAAAUAUUUUAAUAUCAUUAUUGUGUUAAAGUUAAUAGAAAUUAACAAUAAUAAAGGAAUAUAAAGAAUUUUUAAAUAAUAUUGAUAUUGCUGACGAAAGUAAUUGUAAAUUAAAGAUGGGAAUAUUUUAAUUAAAUAAUUAAUAAUUAAUAUAGGAAUAUUUACAAUUUUUAUUUGAAUACUAGUAGUAUUGCAAUUCAAAGUACUACCAAGACCAAGUAUAAUAAUAUAUAGUAAUAUUUGCAAUAAAUUUAUUGAAUACGUAAUAAGUAAAAAUAAUAAAGUGUUUGAUUGAAUAAUUUAAGCAGAAUAACUAAUUAAAAAAUUUAUCUAGAUUAUAAGAAGCCUUAUUAAAAGAGUUAGGAAAGAAUAAUAAGGAAAUUCAAAAAAAAAAAAGUUUAUUAAGCACAAUAGGUGGUUAUUAUGAUGAGGAUAUAAUAGAAUUAGAAAUAGUAAAUACUAAAUCUGAAUAAGAAUAGGAUGAAUAUUAUUAGAAAUGUAUAUAAGUAUGGAAUGCUUAUUAGAAAGAAUCUGAGAGUAAGUAAGAUAGUAUAAAAAAAUUGAUCAAGAUAUGGUAAGGGUUUAGAAAGGAUCAUGAAUUAUUAAUAUAAGUAUAAUUAAGUAAAAAUUUGUAAUUUGUGAGAAGUAUAUGGUAUUUCAAAAAUGGUUAAAAUUUGGGAGAGAAAAAGAAAAUGAGAUAGAAAUAUGAUAAUAAUUUAAAUGAAGAUUUGUAAUUGAGUGUAAUAUUACAAAGGUAAUGAAUAAUUUAUAUAUAUAGAAAAUUGUAAACUGCAAGAUAAAGAUAUAUAAAUUCACUUGAUAUCCAUUUGUUAAAUAGUUUAUUGAAUAAUUUAGGAGAAUUAAUGAAAGAAUUAAUGAAAGGGAUAGAUGUAAAUGAGAAAUUAAAAAAAUUAGAGAAAGAAUUGAUACAGUGGGAAUAAGAUGACAAAAAGUAGUAAAUUGAUGAACAAAUGUUAGAAUUAAAUAGAAAUUUGUUAGCGUAGAAAUGGUAGAAAUUAAAAGCUGGUAUAAAAUUACUUCGUAAAGGAUAGAAAGAGGUCAUGACAACAAUAUAAGAAGUUAGAGAGGAGAAUUGA
Molecule: messenger RNA, 7066 nt
Organism: Paramecium sonneborni
Lineage: Eukaryota; Ciliophora; Oligohymenophorea; Peniculida; Parameciidae
Source: the annotation of a GenBank genome assembly